CAACGGGACACAGCACGAUGGCUAAUGUCUGCCAGCUGAACACAGCAUCGGGACUUUAGGAAUAUACGUUGUGAAUUGGGCAGAAAUGGAGGAACGAUACGCCUUUCUCACUGAGUGGUACGACCCGACUGCAGCUCUGCUGAGGCGCUACCAACUCUUCUACUACCCACAAGACAACUCAGUGGAAAUGUUUGAUGUUAAAAACCAGCGAAUAUUUUUGAGAAGGACCAAAUAUGAAGACCUCCAUCAGGAGGACUUGUUCGUCGGGAAUCGAGUGAACGUGUUUUCACGGCAGCUUAAUCUGAUCGAUUAUGGAGAUCAAUACACAGCGAACAAACUGGGCAGCAAAAAAGAAAG
This is a messenger RNA of Notothenia coriiceps (black rockcod), 357 nucleotides long. RefSeq names its product nucleoside diphosphate kinase 7-like. The record is from RefSeq and is a predicted model, not a curated record. The transcript is spliced from 3 exons. Gene Ontology annotation, cellular component: axonemal microtubule; centrosome. NCBI's taxonomy places the organism in Eukaryota, Metazoa, Chordata, Actinopteri, Perciformes, Nototheniidae. The annotation marks the transcript as partial.